UGCAGCGUCUGCGGUUAGUAACAUUUGAGUCAGAUUUGUAGUGUGUGGUUUGGUGAAUGAAUGAAUGAAUGAAUGAAAAGAAGGGAGUUUUGCGUAGGUAAUGUGAGGCGUGUGAGAAUGAAGUGUAUGAUAACUCGCAUGGUGUAUAUCCAUUGAUUUUCAUUUAAGAUAAUUCUGUAAUUAAGUAGAGGAGAAUGGUGCACAGCAGGUCACCUUCUCCCUCAGCUUCAAGACGGCGACGUAGCAAAUCCCGUGAAAGAGAACCGAGAGAUCGCGAUCGUGAUAGGGAUCGUGACAGGAGGAGGAGGCGCUCAGGGGAGAGGAAUCGAAGGAGGAGGCAUCGCCGAUCUCGUUCGUGGUCUCGCUCACGAUCACGUUCUGACUCCAGAGGCCGGGACAAGAGUUCCAAGUCAAAGGUUCAACUUGCAGAAAGACCUCCUAUUACUGAUGCCGAUUUAGAAGGGAAGAGUCCUGAUGAACAAGAAAUGAUGAAGCUUAUGGGUUUCUGUGCUUUUGAUACUACAAAGGGAAAGAAAGUAUCUGGAAAUGAAGUAGGCACAGUUCACGUCAUUCUGAAGCGCAAGUACCGCCAGUACAUGAACCGGAAGGGUGGUUUCAAUAGACCACUGGACUUUGUGGCUUAAAAUGGAAUUCAUUCUGUGCUGUCCAAGACUUGAGAUGGAGGUUGUCAGUUCUGCAUACAAAACAAGUGUCUUGUAUAAAUAAGCUGAAGACUUGACGAACAUUUUCAAUGAACUGAACUUACUGUAUUGCAAAUUAACUGUUUCAAGUCUCAUCACAUAAUAUCCAACCUCAGGUUUCAGUUUAUUAAUUUUCUUGUAGCAUUUCAUCUGUUAUUGUUCCAUUUUCUUUACAGAUAGCAAUUAAAUAAUUUCUUUUGUAUCAGUAUUACAGUGAAUGUAUAUUACAAAAAAAAAUGAUGCUAGAAUUAGAAUUUCUUGAGAAUAUAAUGUUCCAAAUAAAAAAUAUACACAAGCCUUUCUUCAUCACACAUUAUGUUCCCUCCUAUUUCAAUCUUGUUGAUAACACUAUAAAUCACAAACAUAUAACUUUUUUUCUCUAUUUCAUACAAGAAUGAAUAGGGUCGACAAGUCUGAAAUAUUUUGUGUUCCACAACACCAUUUCCUGACAUUGAAAACAGUGGAGUACAAUUAAUAUUCAUACAAAAUUUACAAGUGAUUUAUGUUUUUUAAAAUUUCUACAGAGAUAUAGUUAUUUUUUGAAAUGAUGUGAUGCAAUUGUUAAGUCUAUAAAAGUCUGGGUGAGUGAACCUAAGAAGUAUGCAAUGAAUGGAAUCUUUUGCCUUGUGGCAGUGCCAAAGUCAUGUUAAAAUAGAAACAUACAUGGGCAAUGGCAUGCUUGCAUACUUGAUUAAAUCGGAGAAAA
This is a messenger RNA of Cryptotermes secundus, 1407 nucleotides long. RefSeq names its product U4/U6.U5 small nuclear ribonucleoprotein 27 kDa protein (gene ytr). Gene Ontology annotation, cellular component: precatalytic spliceosome. The coding region runs from base 195 to 644 and encodes 149 amino acids. The transcript is spliced from 4 exons. Gene Ontology annotation, biological process: RNA splicing. Lineage: Eukaryota; Metazoa; Arthropoda; Insecta; Blattodea; Kalotermitidae. The record is from RefSeq and is a predicted model, not a curated record.